Sinocyclocheilus rhinocerous is the source of this 1218-nucleotide messenger RNA. Its product is annotated as mediator of RNA polymerase II transcription subunit 7-like. Gene Ontology annotation, biological process: regulation of transcription by RNA polymerase II. The record is from RefSeq and is a predicted model, not a curated record. The transcript has 2 exons. Gene Ontology annotation, molecular function: transcription coregulator activity. Gene Ontology annotation, cellular component: mediator complex. The coding region runs from base 171 to 896 and encodes 241 amino acids. Lineage: Eukaryota; Metazoa; Chordata; Actinopteri; Cypriniformes; Cyprinidae.
UCGUUGCUAAGGGACUGUGCACCAAUGCAAUCCAUUCAUCUUUAGACCUGAAGAAAUCGCGAAUCGAGACAUGCAAAUGGACAGGUCGCUUUGCUUAUGUUUACUGAAAAUCUGCUUACGUAGCUGACAGUAUUUUUUUUUCAGUAAAGCCAGCAGUUUCGAUUUCCAAAAUGGGGGAGCCACAGCAGGUCAGUGCUCUUCCACCGCCUCCAAUGCAGUACAUCAAGGAGUACACGGAUGAAAAUGUGCGAAAGGGACUGGCCCCCAAACCCCCUCCUCCUAUUCGAGACAGUUACAUGAUGUUUGGCAAUCAGUUCCAAUGCGAUGACCUCAUUAUUCGACCACUGGAGAACCAAGGCAUUGAGCGCCUUCACCCUAUGCAGUUUGACCACAAAAGAGAGCUGAAGAAACUAAAUAUGUCCAUCUUGGUCAACUUUCUGGACCUUCUGGAUAUCCUCAUCAAAAGCCCAGGCAGCAUUAAGCGAGAGGAGAAGCUGGAGGACUUGAAACUCAUUUUUGUCCACAUACAUCACCUCAUCAACGAGUACCGUCCCCACCAGGCCAGAGAGACGCUACGGGUCAUGAUGGAGGUUCAGAAGAGACAGAGGCUGGAGACGGCUGAGCGUUUCCAGAAGCACCUGGAGCGGGUGGUGGAGAUGAUCCAGGGGUGUCUUGCCUCACUGCCUGAUGAUUUGCCACAACCCAACAGCUCCAGCGUGGGAGAGGCUGGUGGCGUGGCGUCAGCUGGAGACUCCAGACUGAAAACCGAGCCUAGGGAUGUAGAUGAGACGGGUGUUAGCUGCAUGGUUGCACAAACUGACAAGAACAUGCCCAGUAAGGACAAAGUGUGGGAUAAGGAUGCUGCAAUGUGCAGUAUUAUUGAUGAGAUGACUUAAGCUAAGGAAUUAUAUAUAUAUUUUAUGUUAUUCAGGAAAUAUCAGUUCUUCAACUUUGUUACAAAACUUGGAAUAGGCAGUCAACAGGUAGAACACAACUACAGACAUUUUUACUGUUUAACAAUGUGGCCAGAUUACACAGUCGAUGAAGUAGAAUUAUGUGUGUAAAAUAUUAAAGGUCUACUGGUCUUUUCAUUUCAUAUUUUAUACUUUUCAUGCUCAAAUUCAUAUCGCUCACGGUAUUUUUGUUAUUUUGUAUAAAUAACACAGGCACAUUGAAACGUAUAAAAUAAAUUUCAACCAGAUUUCAUAAACUUGUUUG